AUGGCGGACGGUGAUGUGAGGAAAGGUACCGUGAAGUGGUUCAGUGAACAGAAGGGCUUCGGAUUCAUAACCCCUGACGAUGGCGGCGAGGAUCUGUUUGUCCAUCAAUCGGCGGUCAAAUCCGAGGGUUUCCGAAGCCUCGCCGAGGGGGAGGCGGUCGAAUUCGUCGUCGAGCAGGGCAACGACGGCCGAGACAAGGCCGCGAACGUGACCGGUCCCGGCGGCGCGGCUGUUCGGGGAGGGAGAGGCGGCGGAUCUUACGGAGGGAGAGGCGGUGGCGGGUACGAUGGAGGCAACAGGGGUGGUGGCGGCCGAUCGUAUGGCGGCGGAGGCGGUGGGUACGGAGGAGGAGGCGGUGGGUACGGCGGUGGAGGUGGUGGGUACGGAGGCGGUGGAUAUGGCGGUGGGGGAGGCGGUGCCUGCUACAAGUGCGGCGAGUCUGGGCAUAUGGCAAGGGACUGUUCACAGGGCGGCGGCGGUGGAGGAGGGAGGUACGGCGGCGGCGGCGGCGGAGGUGGUUGCUACAGCUGCGGUGAAGAAGGGCAUUUUGCUCGCGACUGCCCUACAGGCGGUCGUUGA
Messenger RNA from Striga hermonthica, 579 nucleotides. The record is from the annotation of a GenBank genome assembly. Lineage: Eukaryota; Viridiplantae; Streptophyta; Magnoliopsida; Lamiales; Orobanchaceae.